Molecule: messenger RNA, 4397 nt
Organism: Centropristis striata (black sea bass)
Lineage: Eukaryota; Metazoa; Chordata; Actinopteri; Perciformes; Serranidae
Gene: snx27b
Product: sorting nexin 27b
Exons: 13
Coding region: 397-2103 (568 amino acids)
Biological process (GO): signal transduction; intracellular protein transport
Cellular component (GO): early endosome
Molecular function (GO): phosphatidylinositol-3-phosphate binding; protein binding
Source: RefSeq, a predicted model, not a curated record
UUCCCUCAUCGCUCAACCCCUGAUACUUUGCUUGCGGCCUUACAGAAAAAGCCCAAUCCACAGGUUCAGAAUCAGAACCACUCGCUUACAAUCGGACUUGUUAACUAUAUCGCUAAUUUAGCGUGAAAAUAUCACUGUCGGACUCACAUGACUGUGUACAGUUAUGUUGCCUACCCAGGAAACUCACUCCAGGAUCAACACUCAAAAAGGAGUCAGAAGUGACCAAUAUGGAACGCAUCCUGGGGCGGUCUCGUGAAUCAUCGGACGCUGUCGGCUUUUUCCGGUAAUCUCGGUCAGUUAGCUAGCCAAGCUGAUUAGCCUGCUACCACAAGCUAAUGUUUGUAGGAUAUUUAUUGUUAGCCGAAUUGGAGUGGAUGAUACAAAGAGUAUAGAAAAAUGGCGGACGUCGAGGGACAAGGAAUAUGUUCGUCGGUCCCUCCGUUGCCUCACCCUUCUUCUCGAAACGGCUCCGGUAGCGGUAACGUUACACCGGGUACCGGCGGCAGUUGCCAGACGGCAACUACCGUUACUUCAGGCCCACGGCUAGUUCGAAUAGUGAAGUCGGACUCGGGCUAUGGUUUCAAUGUUCGGGGACAAGUUAGUGAAGGCGGGCAACUACGGAGCAUUAACGGGGAGCUGUACGCUCCCCUGCAGCAUGUCAGUGCUGUCCUACCGGGAGGUGCUGCCGACAGAGCCGGUAUUUCGAAGGGGGACAGGAUUCUUGAGGUUAAUGGUGUGAAUGUAGAGGGAGCGACCCACAAGCAGGUGGUGGACCUGAUCCGAGCCGGAGAGAGGGAGCUGGUGCUGGCUGUGCUGUCUGUCCCGCCCCAGGAGGCCGACUGUCUGGAUCCUGGUGACGACAUUUCAGCCCAGUCCUGCUAUGACUACUCCGACAAGCAGGCCGUUCCCAUCUCUGUGCCGAGCUACAAACACACUGAGCUAAACCAGGAAAAGUUUGUGGUAUAUAAUGUGUACAUGGCAGGCAGGCAGCUGUGUUCUAAGCGUUUCCGUGAGUUUGUGAUCCUACACCAAAACCUGAAGAGGGAGUUUGCCAACUUUACAUUCCCCAAGCUGCCUGGGAAAUGGCCUUUUUCCCUGUCGGAGCAGCAGCUGGACGCACGACGCAGAGGCCUGGAAGAAUACCUGGAGAAAGUGUGCUCUGUACGGGUAAUUGGAGAAAGUGACAUCAUGCAAGAGUUCCUGUCUGAAUCAGAUGAGAACUAUAAUGGCGUGUCAGAUGUGGAGUUGAGAAUAGCCAUGCCCGACAAAACCACGCUCACGGUCAGGGUUCGCAAAAACUCUACUACAGACCAGGUCUACCAGGCCGUGGUUAUGAAACUGGGCAUGGACAGUGUAACAGCCAGCUACUUUGCCCUGUUUGAGGUCAUCAACCACACCUUCGUGCGUAAGCUUGCCCCCAACGAGUUCCCCCACAAACUGUAUGUACAAAACUAUACCUCAGCCAUCCCAGGAACCUGCCUCACCCUGCGAAAGUGGCUCUUCACUACAGAAGAGGAGAUUCUGCUCAAUGACAACCAGCUUGCUGUCAACUACUUCUUCCACCAGGCUGUGGAUGAUGUAAAGAAAGGCUUCAUCAAAGCAGAGCAGAAGUCCUACCAGCUGCAGAAGCUGGCUGAGCAGAAGAAAAUGUCCAUGUAUCUGAGUUUGUUGAGGGGUUGCGAGGGCUACAAUGAGAUUAUAUUCCCCCACUGUUCCUGCGACUCCCGGCGCAAAGGCCACGUCAUCACAGCCAUCAGCAUUCACCACUUCAAGCUGCAUGCCUGCACUGAGGAAGGGACACUUGAGAACCAGGUGAUUGCAUUUGACUGGGGGGAGAUGCAGAGGUGGGACACGGACGAAGAGGGCAUGGCCUUCUGCUUUGAAUAUGCACGAGGAGAGAAGAAACCACGCUGGGUCAAGAUAUUUACACCCUAUUUUAACUACAUGCAUGAGUGCUUCGAGAGAGUCUUCUGCGAGCUGAAGUGGAGGAAGGAGGUGGAAGAGGAGGCUACAGACAAGGACAAUAAGAACUGCAGUAAAGAUGGUAUGUGUGGCAAGAAUAUUUUCCAGCUGCUGAGGCACAGAAGGGAUGGAGGCACCUAGGAAGGGAGAUUGUUACCUCUUAACUAGACACCGUCGUCACCGACUCAGCUCAGUUCAGCCCUCAUCUAGCCCCAGACCCAGCAACACUCAGCUAUUAACUACAUGGUCAUCAUUUAUGCUCCAUCAGCUGCAACCUGAGAAGCUACCCUCCGAAACAUGCAAACCAACAAGCACCUGCAAAAUGAACAAAUCAAAUAAACCGAAGCAUAAAAAAAGCUACAGACACAUGAACCCGAACUCUUGAAUCAGUUUCACCAUAACCAUGCAUUUAGCAGAGCUCUGUCAAGUCAUGGAUUCAUGCAAGUCUUCUAAUUGGCAGGAACUGGAAGAGGAAUGUGACUUGUAGAUGUGGAGGUUUUGAGCCUCCUCUGAAGAAGUCCUACCAGGAAGAGGAAGCUGAAGUGAAUGAGGGAAUAUUGUUGGACUAAGAAGGGAAAAUAGAAGCCGUGAGUGCUCACAAAGGGGAACACAGAAGCACUGACAACUGACCACAGGAAGACAUCAGUUCUUCAUUUACGGAUCUGAGUGUCAGAGUAUUCUUUGUGUUAUUGGCCAGUUGUUAGCGUGCAAGGGUGCAUGUUAACUAUGCGUGCAGGGGGCCCAAAAGGCAAGGGGCCAACCAGAGUGAGGCUCUCAGAAUGUAAGUCACAGCUGAAUUAUACAUACAUUUUCAUCUGUUCGCAGAAAUUAGCAUUUAUAAAAGAAAACUAUUAACAUUUUAUUGUUGCAAUUGAGAGAAGGGAGAGAGUAAGCGGACAUUUUGUUGGAUGAGACACAUUUAUUCAUUCAGAGACACAGCUGUGAAGAUUUAGAGCAGGAACAACACUAAAACUUCAGACAAAUGUUGCACUUUAUUCAACAGUAUUAACAACCUCCAAAUGUGGGAGAUUGAACCUAAGAAGCAGAAAGUGGGCAAAAUACUAGAAGUAGCUUUUGCUUAAUUUUUGACUGACUGACUGCAGUAUGAUUAUGUACUGCAUUAUCAAAUGGCGUGUGCAGCGUGCAGAGCCAUGCAUUAAACUUUUAUAUAUUUAUAGUAUUAUAUACGGAUGCCUUGAAAUUCAAGUGAGAUAAAAAAAAUCUGAUGGCCCUUUUUCGAAAACUGAUCUAAUUUGUUUUCUCUCCCUUGUUUAUGACUUGAGAGUAGGCUUGUUGUUGGAGUAAUCAUUACGGUUAUCGGACCAUAAGAGGUUAAAGUGCAUCGCUACCUAAGCAGCAACCACAGGGUCUGAAAUGCGGAAGUGCCUUAAACCUGCAUAUUUUCUAAUGGCCAGCAGGGGGCGACUCCACUGGUUGCAAAUGAAGUCUGAUUGUAUGAAAGUCAAUAAGAAAAUUAUAUAUAUAUAUUUGAACAUUUUUUUAGUUGAUUUAAUAUCUCAGUAAACACUUUUUCCUGCACCUAAUCCCCUCUGCCUAUGUGUUGGUUGCAAAAACCAGGAUUGUGACAACCAAAAACAAAGAUGGCAACGACCAAAAUUCUUGUGGUGGCCUUUAUGUUUUCUUCCAGGUCAGUUUAAUUUCCCCAUGCACUCUAAACACAAGAUACAUACAUUAUAUAAGUUAUAUAACAUUAAUGUCAUGUCUUUCUUUUGGCUUGGAAAUAUAUUUAUGUUGGUAUAAGCUGCCAUAUAUUUCUAGCUAAAAGAGUUAACAUGAGAUUAAUGUUAUAUAACUUGUUAACACACAAUAUAUGUACCCUGUGUUUAAAGUUGAUGGAGAAAUUAAAACACAGCUGGAAGAAAGCAUGAAUGCUUUUAGUCCUAUUUCAAACAGAAAAUGCAGUUGUGAUGCACUUCAGCCUCUUGUGGCCAAAAUUAGUGUUACAACAUUAAACACUUUCAAAGAAAUCACCUGUCAAAACAAUGUUUUUCACCUGUUUAUAACAGAUAAAAAUAAAUAAAAGAACUGAAGUUAUCAUGGCAAAACAAUUUUCUUUUUACCUGUUUACCUGAAAAUGGACUACCAGAUUUUUUUCUCAAUUGUUUCCCAGGGCUUUAGAAAUUGUGUGAACACUAAAUCAAGUGUUUUGAGGCCACUGUAGAGCACUGAUCAAACAGUGGAAUACAGCAUGUUUAGCGUGCAUUACCAAUAAGAGACAGCAGGGGUCCUUCGCCUCCUUUCUGCUCUCUUGCAGACCCUGAUUACUUUGUUUCUGAGAGCUCCCACAGGAUUUAUAAUAGGCCUGUAAUUUAAAAGGCCUUUCCACUUGCAGCACUAUUUAUCUCUGUAGCUGGUACUUCGCUGUACUGUUGAACCUCUCACGCACUCCAGAUUCAGGUUAAGUGGGAAAAGCA